UAACUCAUGCAUAAUGCAAGUACUUUUAUUGUGCUCAUUACUAUUAAGGACUGAUACUGCACAUCUUUCUUUUAUUUCAAUCCUUUCUCUUAUUCUCUCUUUCUUUUCUGAUUCCUUUCUCUUCAUCAAAAAGUGAUUUUUUAUUGGUAUCCAGUAUCCAAAUGUGUUUAUAAUGUAAUCUUUUAUGAUACAGGUAGGUUAUGUGCAACAGCAGAGUUUACACAACUGGGAAAAGAAAUAUUUUCAGCCAACAAGUCAGGGAGAUCCACUAUGGGGUAGACAGUGGACAGUUAACAAUACUGGUCAAACCAGGGAACCAAACCUUUACCUUGAUCUGAAUGCAGAACCAGCAUGGAUACAAGGAUAUACUGGCAAUGGAAUAUUAGUUGGUGUCGUGGAUGAUGGAGUGGAGCAUACUCAUACAGACCUAAGGAAUAACUAUGUAUCAACAUACAGUUAUGAUUUUAACUAUAAUGAUAGUGACCCAUCUCCUGUUGGAACAGAUUCCCAUGGAACUGCUUGUGCUGGUGAAAUUGUCAUGGCCCGUGAUAAUAAUGUUUGUGGAGUGGGUGUAGCUUAUGAUGCCUCUAUGGCAGGUCUUCGUUUAUUGGGGGGAGCUACAACAGAUUUAAUUGAUUCAUCUGCUCUCAGUUAUUAUCGUAACAAUAUUGAUAUUUACAGUAACAGUUGGGGACCAGCUGAUGAUAGUGUUACAGUUGAUGGACCAAAAUAUAUGACAUUACUGGCAUUGAAAGAAGGAGCUGAAAUGGUAUAG
Molecule: messenger RNA, 775 nt
Organism: Amphimedon queenslandica
Lineage: Eukaryota; Metazoa; Porifera; Demospongiae; Haplosclerida; Niphatidae
Product: neuroendocrine convertase 2-like
Exons: 5
Coding region: 185-775 (196 amino acids)
Biological process (GO): protein processing
Cellular component (GO): trans-Golgi network; Golgi membrane
Molecular function (GO): serine-type endopeptidase activity
Source: RefSeq, a predicted model, not a curated record